AAAUAUUCCCUGAAGAAGAAUUUGAAUUUGAUAUUGAACAAAUAUCAAACUUUAAUGAAAAUAUUACAAAUAUUGAAAAUAUUGAUACUGAAGAGAUCAAAGAAACUAUUGAAGAUAUUAGAGAAACUAUUACUUAUUUUACAAUAUAUUUAGCUAUUAAAGCCGAUAAUAUAUAUUACUCUACUGUUUUAGUUGAAUAUCUUUUAACUAGUCUGCAAAAUGACAAAGAACCUUCUGGUUUUGCUACUAUAUAUAAUGUGCUUAAUCUAGAAGAUUAUGAUAAUAAUAGUAAUCAAGUACAAAAUAUAACUCAAGUACAAGAAGAUUUAAAAAAAAAAGCACAUGCUGUAUUUCAUGAUGCAA
Messenger RNA from Scutellospora calospora, 363 nucleotides. NCBI's taxonomy places the organism in Eukaryota, Fungi, Glomeromycota, Glomeromycetes, Diversisporales, Gigasporaceae. The record is from the annotation of a GenBank genome assembly.